Messenger RNA from Neltuma alba, 939 nucleotides. RefSeq names its product chromosome partition protein Smc. Lineage: Eukaryota; Viridiplantae; Streptophyta; Magnoliopsida; Fabales; Fabaceae. The transcript is spliced from 10 exons. The record is from RefSeq and is a predicted model, not a curated record. Bases 1 to 939 code for a protein of 312 amino acids.
AUGGUAAUGGAAUUGCUCAAAUUGUCCAAGUUCAAGCUCCAACUUCGAGCUCUUGUCACUGAAGUUCGGGAGCUCAGAGAAGGGAACGCACAACGGCCAGGAAAGGAACGCACAACGGCCGAACAACACCAACACGGAAUUGAGAAGCAUAAACAAAGCGAGGAAGAGCAUAACAGAAAAAUACAGGACCUGCAAGCCGAGUUAGCUUCAGUCAAAGAAGAGUGCCAGAAACUCGAAAGGAGGGUGAAUUAUCUUCAGAACGACAAUGCUUUGCUUGAAAUCCAGCAAAAAGAGUUGAAGGAUACCAUACAAAGCCUACUUUUGUCCAGGGAAAAUUUCAUGCAUGCUUACGAGGAAACCACUUCUGAAAUGCGACGUUCAAUUGAAACCAAAGAUAGAAAGCUCAACGUUCUUUCUGAGAAGAUAAACGCCCACCUCUUGUUAUUCAAUUCAAUAGAGAAGGAGGUGUUUUCUAUCAAGCAAAUUGUUGAUAACGUCCACAGCCUUGUCAAUGAAAAAGAGAAAAUAGUGGCUGAGUUGAGAAACAAAAUGGAUCAAAUCUCCACAUUUGAAAAAGCAUUUGUAGAGAAUAUCACCGACUCGAGAAAUAAACUGGAAAAGAUUGAAGAUGAGUUGAGAAGAAAGGAUAAAUUCAUCUCAGAGUUAGAAGCAAAGCUAGAUGCAGAAAAACUCAGCAACAAUAGCCCACCUCAAAUUGAAGAUCUUCAGAAAACUUUAUCAGUAAAGGACGUGAUGAUACAGAACUUAAUUUCAGAUAAAGAGGCAUUGCAGUAUGAAGUUGGAAGUUUAAGAUUCGUCCUACAGAAGAUUAACGCCACUGUCAGAAAUAUGAAUGAGGAGGACAAAAGUUUAUUCUGUUCAAUAUUGCAACAUAAUGAAGCGUCUGGAAUGGAUAUUGAGGUUGAAGAAAACAGGUAA